GGGGAACAUGGAUCAUGUUUGUUUUUGGUGGGGAGAGAAGCAGCAAGCUGCAUUCGACCAAUGGAAGAUCGCGAUCACGUCGCCGCCCGUCCUUCGCAUUGCCGAUCCUGACAAUCCAUACGAAGUCAUCACCGACGCCAGCGACAUUGCCAUUGGCACAAUUCUUCUACAGGAUUUUGGCGAAGGAUUACAGCCAGUCACCUACGAAUCACGAAAGCUGCAGGGUGCACAGAAAAAAUACACGGUACACGACAAGGAAAUGUUGGCGAUCGUCCACGCGUUCAAGACCUGGCAAUGCUACCUGACAAGCGCUGACGUCACUGUGCGGACCGACCAAAAAUCCCUCCAGUACCUGCGAGCCCAACCGAAUCUCAACCCACGACAGAUCCGAUGGCUCGAUUUCCUCGAAAAAUUACAGCUGAACAAACUGCCCAACUGUUCAUCGCGAACGUCAUCAGCCUGCAUGGACUGCCCACCGCCAUUAUUUCAGACCGAGACCCGAAAUUCACAUCGAAUUUCUGGCGCCAUCUGUGAGACCAGUUCGUUACCAAACUAUAGUUUUCCUCGGCCUACCACCCACAGACUGACGGGUAGAUCGAACGAGUCAACCAAACUAUGGAGCAGCUCAUUCGGACUAACUGCACUGACCUACAGACAUUGGAGAAAUCUUUUCCGCUGCUGGAAUUCGCGUAUUAUAACGCGCCUUCCGCAACAACCCAUCACUCCCCAUUUUUCCUCAAUUACGGAUAGGACCCAGUGCUGACACCUCUGCAAGAACCGAGGACUG
This is a messenger RNA of Closterium sp. NIES-67, 787 nucleotides long. The record is from the annotation of a GenBank genome assembly. Lineage: Eukaryota; Viridiplantae; Streptophyta; Zygnematophyceae; Desmidiales; Closteriaceae.